Molecule: messenger RNA, 1240 nt
Organism: Sesamum indicum (sesame)
Lineage: Eukaryota; Viridiplantae; Streptophyta; Magnoliopsida; Lamiales; Pedaliaceae
Cellular component (GO): cytoplasm; membrane
Source: RefSeq, a predicted model, not a curated record
CUCCUGUUUCCAACCAAAACCCUGCAAUAAUCCCAGCCCUUUUUAUAGUUUUCCUCCCAAAGAAUAGGGAUUCAAGAAACAAACUCAGAGAAACAACGAUAUGAGAUUUCACCUCAUCACCCAUUUCGCUCAGAGCGCCAUUGUCCAAUUCCCACGCCGCCGUUUGUCUGCUUUGUACAAUCAACAAUGUCGAGCGUACAGUCCAGUUGGGCACCGCCACCACCAGUUCACGAGAAAAACCAGAGUUUCUGAUGCCCCGUCUCACUUUUCCUCCUACUUUUCAUUUUUUCACAGGUUUUAUUCAUCUAAACCUUCGAAUCCGGAUAUGGGACUUCUCAGCUGGUAUUUGGGCAUGCUUGAGUCGCGUCCAGUUUUGACAAAAAGCAUAUCGGCGGCGGUUAUUUAUGCGGCAGCUGAUAUUACUUCCCAGCUAAUUACAUUGGAGUCGAACGGUACAUGGGAUUCAAUAAGGACGUUGAGGAUGGCAGGCUUUGGGUUGAUUAUUUUAGGUCCAGCACAGCAUGUGUGGUUUAAUUUUGUUGGGAGACUAUUACCGAAGCGAGAUCUGAUCACCACCUUCAAGAAACUAGCGAUGGGGCAGCUUGUUUAUGGGCCUAUGAUUAAUGGCACAUUCUUCUCUUUCAAUGCAGCUCUUCAAGGGGAAAAUGGCAAUGAGAUUGCCUCCAGAUUGAAGCGAGACUUGAUUCCCACUUUAUUGAAUGGUCUUAUGUACUGGCCAUUAUGUGACUUCUUCACAUACAAAAUCAUCCCUGUCCAUCUGCAGCCCUUGAUCAAUAGUUCGUUUUCAUACUUGUGGACCAUAUAUUUGACAUACAUGGCAAGCUUAAGUAAAGCUGUUCCAGACUAACUCAUUAUCUCCAUAUUCACACAUGUAAUUAAGAUGGAGGGGAGCAACUCAAUGUUCCAACACUACCCCAUUCACCAUGGAGGCAUGCAGAAAUCUCGUCUGCAGUAGUAUUAGUCAUUUUUAACUUAAAUGAGAUGUAGGUAAGCGCUAAUCAGUGCUCUGAAGCAUGGUUGUUAACUCGGCUUUUUAGUCUCUUUAUGUGUCUCUAGAUUCUUAUUUCUCCUUUCUUCUUCUUCCUCUUCCUCUUGUUUAUUUUUUCUUCUUUUAGUGGAUGACUUUUUCUGGGUAUUAGUCGCCAAGUGAGCCAUUAAUCGUUUAGAUCAUACAAUCUGUUUUCAACUUUUGUUAUUUAAUUGGCAAAGCUUCAAUCCA